Molecule: messenger RNA, 1945 nt
Organism: Onychostruthus taczanowskii (white-rumped snowfinch)
Lineage: Eukaryota; Metazoa; Chordata; Aves; Passeriformes; Passeridae
Gene: CUNH2orf81
Product: chromosome unknown C2orf81 homolog
Exons: 4
Coding region: 1-1731 (576 amino acids)
Source: RefSeq, a predicted model, not a curated record
AUGACGCAAAGGCGGGCGGCGCCGGGGGCCACGCUGGGCUGCGGGCCGUGUACUGGUCCGUACUGGGGCGCACUGGGCGGCCCCGCCGGGCAGCGGCAGCCGCGGCUGUGUCUGUCCCGCGCAGAAAGCGAAGCCCAGCGGCUCCGGCAGCAGAUCGAAGCAGGACAAGUCCCGAACGCCGGGCCGGGCCGAGCCGCGGCAGUCCAAGAAGGGAGCCUCCCGAGGCUCCGGGCGGACCGAGCCCGCCGUGUCCCCGGACACCGAGCCCCGGGAGCCGCUGGACGUGGGGCCCAUCCUGGACGAGCUCCUGGAGCGGGUCCUGACCGAGAGCGCGCAGGCGGCCGUGGCUCGGCAGGUGAGAGACCCCUCGCCGAUUUGGGGAGGUUUUGGGGGGUUGCGGGCGGGCUCUCAGCGCUGUGCCCGCAGCGGGUGCCCUUCGCGGUGUCGCGGGCGCGGGAUGCCAUGCUGUUUGUCGCGGAGUGGCGCUUCCUGGUGAGGGACGACGAGGACCCGGACCUCGAGGGGGACCCGGACCCCGAGCGGGACGGAGUCUGGAAGGAGGACGAGGAGCCCCCAGCCCACCUGUGGGACUCGUGGACACCGGGCGUUGUCCCCGUCGUGGACGUCUCUCUGCCCUCGGAAGAGGACCUGCCCGAGGAUCUCUCCGUGGCAGCCGAAAUUCCGCCCGUGCGUCCCGGCGAGGUCCCCGGCGCUGCUCCCGCCCGGGGUGUCCCUGCGUCCCCCGGGCAGGUCCCGUCCGGAGAUGUCCCCGUGGCAGCUCACGCUGAAGGUCCCCUCGGCCAGGACACCGCCCUGGGUGUCCCUGUGCCCCCGGGCCAGCCCCGCUCCGCAGCCGCCGCAGCUCCUCCGAGGCCACGACAGCCCCGCCGCAAGCCAACCAUGGCUCCCCAGCCCCCCAGGAGGGGCCGCCAACCCUCCCGAGCCCCCGAGAGGAGCCUCCGACCCUCCCGGCCCCCGCCGGCCGCGCCCCGGCCCCCGGCUCCGCCACCGGCCGCGCCCUCGGAGCCCGCGGCACCGGCAGCGCAGGAGCCCCGCGAGGUCACGGCGAAGGUCGGCGACCAAGAGGCACGGCCGCCAUCCUCCUCCUCCCUCUCCAGCGUGCCGUCCAUCCAGCCGCGCAGAGCCUCCCGCAGCCCCGGCGUGCCCAGGCUCGGUGCCCGGCGCGGUGCCACCCGCUGGGUGCUGCCCGAGGUCAAGGUGGUGGACGCGAGCGGCGAGCCCGAGCGGGGCCGGGCGGGAGCCUCGCGGAGCUGGUUACUCCUGCCGGGAUCCGUGCAGGUGCUCCCGGGAGCCGGGCGGGUCCCCAGGGCCGAGCCGCAGCUCUGUGACCCCUGGCUGGCCUCGGUCCGCCUGGCACCCGGUGUCACCGUGCGCUGGGGCGGCAGCGAGCGCCGCGGGCCGGCCCUGGCGGGGCACGGCGACGACGAGCAGGGGGACGAGGCCUUGAGGAAGGCGGAGGACGACCUGAAGCCCAUCCUGCCCUACCCGGAGUGCCGGCUCUCGGAGUACAAAGAGUCAGAGGAGGAGCCGGAAAACGCGCUGGGAGCGCGGCAGCUCCCGGGGGCUGUCCCGGCUCCGGAGGGAUCCUCGUCGCCCCGGGUCUCGCCGGUCCCGGGGCUGGCACCGGGCGUGGCACCGUGGGACGCUCCCGGAGCUCGGGGCUCUACGCUAGCGCUCCCGAAAAGAACAGAAGUAAAUAAAAAGAUUUAAAAUGAGUUUUGCGGAGCCGGCCGGGGAGCACCGGGCGCUGCGCCCGCGGUGCCACCAGCGCCCGGACCCGCACGCGGCUGGUCCCCGCAGCCCCUUUGUCCCCAAAAGAGGAAUAAGGGCGAUGUGACACGCGUGGCUUCGCCCCGGGAGAUGCCGUCCUGGGGAACGGAGCCGGCCCGGAGCCUCCUCUGCCUUCCCGGGCGCAGUUCGGUGU